This is a messenger RNA of Tarenaya hassleriana, 1705 nucleotides long. Its product is annotated as transcription factor bHLH67-like. Gene Ontology annotation, biological process: regulation of transcription by RNA polymerase II. The transcript is spliced from 4 exons. The record is from RefSeq and is a predicted model, not a curated record. Gene Ontology annotation, molecular function: protein dimerization activity; DNA-binding transcription factor activity, RNA polymerase II-specific; RNA polymerase II cis-regulatory region sequence-specific DNA binding. Bases 477 to 1631 code for a protein of 384 amino acids. NCBI's taxonomy places the organism in Eukaryota, Viridiplantae, Streptophyta, Magnoliopsida, Brassicales, Cleomaceae.
UCUCUCUCUCUCUAUGCUCUGCUCAGCCUCACCAACUCGUCAGUACCAAAUACAUCUGGUGUCCAAUUUUUUUUUUACACCUCUUUGUAUUUAGGAGUCCUUACCCUCUCUUUCACGUCUCAUUUUCAUAUUCCAUUUUUUUUUUCCUUCAAAGCCUGCAUCUUUGAUUACCACACCACAGAAAUAAAACAGCCCUUAUUCUGUUCUCCAUUGCAUUUAAGACCAUUGUCCUAUAUAAGGCUAACACAACCAGGUUCAGAAGUCUCUUAACCAGAAUAGAGUACAUAGGUUUCCUGUUCUGCUUCAUUGCUGCUUUGCAUUUAUUGCUACCCUUUUAUUUCUAGCAGCCUCCAACAAUGUAUUCCUCCUAAGCCCUAGAGAGAGAGAGAGAGAGAGAGAGAGAGAGAGAGAGAGAGAGAGAGAGAGAGAGAGAUGAAUAUACAAUUACAUAUCAAACAAGUUUUUCACACCUCGUCAUGGAGAAGCUUCAAGGACACAUCAAUCCCAGCUCCUUGCAUCGGCAAGUAGAUGUGGGGAGCCUAGAAGUUCAUGGAUUUGCAGAGGCUCAAAGCUUUGGACUUGAGGAUGAGGAAGAGAGAAAAGUUCAGCAGAUCUCCGCACCGGGCUUGCAAGAGACAAUUCCAUUACUACAAAUGCUACAAAACGGAGAGCCCUCACCAUUUUUGUCCUUCAAAGAGCCAAACUUUCUAGCUCUAUUGUCUCUCCAGACCCUCAAGAAGCCAUGGGAACUUGAAAACAACACGCAUGAAGUUCCUGACUUUCAUUCAUCGAUCCACUCCGAGACCAGCAGCUUCCACCAGAACCCAGCUUCAGUCUCAUGCAUGGAGGAAUUCCAUCCAGCUAUCUCAAACCAAGAACUCCCCUUUAACCCGCUAGAGAACUUGCUUAGCUCGGCAAAUACGCUCCCUUCUUCCUCGUCACCAUGCACUGGUAAUUGGAGGAGCAAACGCAAAAACAGCCACUUGCCCCCAUCAAUGAGUCGAGAAAGGAGAAAGCGGAAGAGAACUAAGCCGACAAAGAACAUAGAAGACAUAGAGAACCAGAGAAUGACCCACAUUGCCGUUGAACGAAACCGGCGACGCCAAAUGAACGACCACCUCAACUCCCUCCGCAUCCUCAUACCACCUUCCUACGUCCAAAGGGGAGACCAAGCGUCCAUAAUUGGAGGGGCAAUAGACUUCGUGAAGGCUCUCGAGCAACUCUUGCUAUCCCUUGAAGCCCAAAAGAGAACGCAAAAGAAUGGCGGUGAAGGAGAAACCAUGGAUGCAAAUUUGGCGAGUAACCAUGUAAGAGGCAUUUCAUCGAACGAGUGGUGUAUGAGUAACGAAGAUCAAGCUUCCAGCCCCAAAAUCGAGGCCACAGUUAUACAGAAUCACGUCAAUCUGAAAGUUCAGUGCCCGAAGAAACAAGGUCAGCUUCUGAAAGCAAUCAUCUCGUUGGAGGAUCUUCGACUCACUGUUCUCCAUCUCAACGUCGCUUGUUCGCAUGCGUCUGUGUUCUAUUCCUUCAACCUUAAGAUGGAAGAGGACUGCAUCUUGGGGUCGGCCGACGAGAUAUCGACGGCGGUGCAUCAGAUUUUCGACCAAAUCGACGGCUCAAAAUUAGAUUAACGCGUAAAUCCAAAAGUAUUAACAAGAAGAAGAAGAAGAAGAAGAAGAAGAAGAAGAAGAAGAAGAAUAAGAAU